UUUUUAUAUUUGCUUACCGUACCGCAAUAGUCCAAUCGCCCACAAUCCCCCUGGUUUUUGGUUUGGGACCCAAAAUUCCAAUCUUUAUCUAACUUAGAAUCCUGGAUGAUGGUACUUUUAACUAAUUUUACAUCAUAUGUAUCCUGUAGAGGCCAACUUUAUAUCACAUUGAUUAGGUGGAUAACACACCCGGGCCCCUGUCUGGCGACUUUCGGUGACCACCAUGGAUCGGAGCUAUGUGGUCUAGCUCCUUAGUGGGGUUCCGCAUCUUGCCUGACAACUAGCCUCUCAUUUGUAAAUUUGUUAUUUUUACUUUUAUUUUUUCUACUUGUGCGAUUCACUAGCAAUUUAUAUUGGUGGUCCUUGCCUACAGCCUAUAGAGGCCGUAUAAUUACAUACUAUCUACCCUAUUUACCUCAUUGGGGUUUAGAUUGUCGGCAAUUCCUUCUUCUUUUCCCUUUUAUCGUUUUUUGUUUUCCUAUUUCCUGUUAUGCUAACCCCUAAAUAUCUUGCUUGUGAUCCCAGUGGCAUUUAUUAUCAAUUAAUGCCCAUAUCUUUAUUACAUAUCAUUGUACUGUUACGGUAUCUGUUUGUACCUUAUUUUUACAAAAUAUGUAUCCAUAUUGUAUUUCCUGCUUUACCAAUUGCUCUUCCAAGGACUGAGCUGCUUUGCCACACUCCCCCCCAUUCCUCCGCGGCUGGGCUGUCCCAGUGUGUUCUCUCUUGCGACGAUCCAAUGCCCGCCCGAUUGGGGUUAACAACCCCCGCCCUGGGGCUCCGCCCCACCUACUCUGGACUGACAAGGCUAUGCCUUGCUUGCAGUACACGGGCGCAUGCGUGGUCGCGAUCAUCUUCCGACAGCAUGUGGGCGGUCAGUCCAAGUGACGCUGUGCGCCGGUGAAUGCUGCCGUGCACUGUCGUCACUCAAGCGGGGGAUAUUUAAGCAGACACAGUCUGCUCUGUGUGUGACGGACGCCGGGUCCCGGAUUGCUGCCACUUUAACGAGUGCCCAGUUACCAUGGCUAUAAUCUCCAGUCCCAGGUACAAUUGUUUGUGCUAUGUAUGCACCAAGCAGUGCUUUUUGCUGCCUUCAACCACCAUGUUGUCCCAGCACUAGUUCCGGCUGGGUCCCCUUUCCUGGGGACCCCCUAUUUCUGCUACUUACCAGUACAGAUUUUAAGUCCAUCCACACAUAUGUCCCCCGUCGGUCGCCGCAGGAGACCUUACCUGGUCACUCCUGCCCCCGCGUAUGAUGGGGGUCGUAGACUGUUCUCCUGAAGAAGCGGCAAUGGCCGCGAAACUAGUAGAGAAACUCCUAGUGACCUCUACUCCCACUAUGACCUUCCCUCCUCUUGGGGUCGUUUAUUGUGGUGAUACACAUAGAGUGUCACUUUUUUAAUCGCAUGCUUGUUUGUAUUUGAUUGUUUCACAUCAAUAUUAAUAAAAAUUGUAUUUUUCUUUUCAUGUGCAUUUUUUAUAUUUGCUUACCGUACCGCAAUAGUCCAAUCGCCCACAAUCCCCCUGGUUUUUGGUUUGGGACCCAAAAUUCCAAUCUUUAUCUAACUUAGAAUCCUGGAUGAUGGUACUUUUAACUAAUUUUAUAUCAUAUGUAUCCUGUAGAGGCCAACUUUAUAUCACACGUGGUAUAGGUCAUAAUAUUCUGUAGAUUGUAUUUAUGCUCCCGUUUUUUGAAUAUUCCAGAUCUGGAAAAAUGAACGGGCAAAUAAGGAGCUUGUGGUUGGUAUAAGAAGCAGUCCAUUCAUUGUUUUGUUACCGUGACCACACACUGAGCUCAGAUUUGUGAGCACACAUACACCUCACCUCCCUUCCCCGGGCUGUCGCCAUGGAUAGCAAACACACACAUACACAUGCCUGCAAACAAUGUGGAGUCACCUCUACUAGACUGGUCUUUCGAGGUUUACAGACAUGUCAACGGCAGUAAUUCCCUCCCCCCACCCUGUGCCCUUGCUACCCGAUCCCCCAGUUCACUCCCCUGGCUUUGCACCCCGUGGAAACCAUCGGAUAUUACUCCAGAGCCCUCCUUACAGUGAUGCAAAAUUGGAGCUGCUGAGAAGACUGAGGAGCCCUCUAAAGAUGGAGCAGUCCACUUCUCACACCCUGGGCUAUCUGACUUGGCUAGAGGUCAGCCGGCUGCCCCCUCUCCUUCCGCUGCGGCCGGACCGACCAUAUAAUAGUGCUGUGUGGAGACAGGUAACCGCGGCCCCAGCCAGCCCCAGACCCCAGGACUCCAUCCCUGCACCCUCCCGAAUGGAGGAGAACACAUGGAGUAAGUUUGCUCGUUGCAGCGGGGUUCGGAGGGAUGAGAGUGAAGCAUGUGCUUUACAUAUACGGAGCCAAGGAAGAUCGCCUCCUAUAGACUCACAAGGGAACAUACUUCCACCUCCUGGGUACAAACGCAGGUACUCGUCGCUUGACAGAGGUGCUGCUAGCGAUUUGGAACAUGCAGUCCCCGCCCCAGAGGAGUCUGGCUUCUUCUCUGCCCCCGAAUACCAGCGCAAACCACGCAAAUUGACCCUGAAGAGUAACUCCCCAAAUUACAGCGAGAUCCUGCAGAGGUAUCGGGAACUUCAGAGAGGUGCACGGACUGUGGUGCCACAUAACAGCAGAAUAAGCACACCAAAGACUGUAAUGCAAGUAACCUGAAGAAUGCACAUAAAGCCAUCAGAGUACUGGUCAGCGUUGCAACAUACACUUUGGAGUGCAGAGCCCGGCAAACUAUGAAUAUUUUUAUUGUUAUCUAAGGAUGUACACUCAUCCCCUGACUGUUGAGGAUAAAACUAUGAUGGAUCUGUAUGGUACAGCAAUAACAAAUAUGAGUUAAGGCAUUGCAGCACGGUAAGACAUGCAGAUGGUACAGCAUACAAGCCCAGAUGUUUUUUCAUUCUGGUGUCGCUUCAAUAUUCUAUGCCACACAGCUGUGCAAAAUCCCUUGGCCUGUAGGCAACAUGGUGUUCUGGGAAUACUUAGGCCCCUCCUCCGUGUGUCCGUAAGCUCAGCGGGGAUCGCUCCGUUGAUCCCCGCUGAGCGGGCGGA
This is a messenger RNA of Rana temporaria (common frog), 3054 nucleotides long. RefSeq names its product testis expressed 52 (gene TEX52). NCBI's taxonomy places the organism in Eukaryota, Metazoa, Chordata, Amphibia, Anura, Ranidae. Bases 1927 to 2664 code for a protein of 245 amino acids. The transcript has 6 exons. The record is from RefSeq and is a predicted model, not a curated record.